AUGGCUUCACCUUCCGCAUCCCCUGAGCCAGAAAUACCUCGGUUUGAAACUGUUUUUGUUGUAAAUCUUGACACAUAUGCAAAGAACUCGACAGAAAACAAUGGAAAAACCAAAGUCAAGGAGGUGAAGUCUACCAAGGUCAAAGAAGUUGUUUUUCAUGUCUCCGCACCCAAUUACCUCGAAUUCCUCACAACUAUGCUUGCAAAGCACGACAAAUCACUUUAUAAGGUUACCGAGAAGAAAAGGUACACUUUUAAAUACCUUCCUGGUGCUUCUCGCAGCCGCACAGAAGCCAUGGAUGUCGACAACAAGAAUGAUUAUGCCGAGAUGGCAAAGAAGAUCAUUUCUGAGAAACUCAAAAAGAUCAAGAUUUUCAUUGACAUGAAGAAUGUCGAGAAACUGCCUGUUUCUACCCAUGAGGCAAGCCUCGAAAACUUUAGUUCUUUAGGAAAUGCUGCUACCAAUGAGAGUGGAGAAUCUGAGGAUGAGGAAACUGUGCUUGUUGUUGAGACUGGUGCUUCAGAGCUCGAGCGUGAAAUUGCUCGUUAUCGACAACUCAUUAUCAAGAAGUGGGGUAAUGACUAUGACAACUUGAUUAUGUACAUUCACGCGAGUGGUAUGGAGAUUCCUUGUACCCCAGCCAUGGUGAAAGACUGGGCUCGUGCAAUGGUGAUUGAUUUGUAGUGACUUUAUGUGUCUCUAGUUGAACCUUGUGUUUUCUCAGUAUGAUGGUGAAGCCAUGACUUCGAUGCCACUAAUGAUGUUCCGG
Messenger RNA from Suillus bovinus, 769 nucleotides. RefSeq lists its product as uncharacterized. The transcript is spliced from 4 exons. Bases 1 to 684 code for a protein of 227 amino acids. NCBI's taxonomy places the organism in Eukaryota, Fungi, Basidiomycota, Agaricomycetes, Boletales, Suillaceae. The record is from RefSeq and is a predicted model, not a curated record.